CCAAAUCGUGUCGCCAAACAUUGGGAAAACUGUCUUCGAGCCGGAGAAAAUUUUGAGGGAUAUCAGAGUGUCCUGGAGCCGGAAAGUUUGAUUUCUAAAAAAAGAAAAUCCGAAUCUGACCAGGAAAGGUACAUGCUGCCGAAGGAAGCAUCCGAAUUCCUGUCUAUGGAAUUAGCAAAAAGAAAUAAGCCUUAUACAGAUGCUGUGGUGUACAUAGACAUUAUUUCGAGCCUUUUGGACAAGAUGGGUCAAACAACAGCGGCAAAAUUGCUUAAGGAAAUUCCUCAUUCACGAGCAACGAUGACGAGACAUAUUAGUAGAAUUUCGGAAAAUGUACGGGAGAAAUUGAAACAGAAGCUUAAUAGGUGUGACUCAGUGUCAAUUUGUCUUGACGAAACGACCGAUAUCACUGACGAAAGUCAAUUAUUAAUGUAUGUCCGCGGUGUUAUUUUAAAUGGAGAAGCAGAAGCAUUUGAAGAAAUGCUUCAAUUGCAGUGCCUUCCAACAAGAACAACAGGAGCUGAUAUUUACAAAGUUGUUAUGGCCACACUGCAAGAGUUUAAUUUAACAGAAAAGCUUUUCAGAAUAACUACUGACGGAGCUCGUUCGUUGUGUGGGCACAUCAAUGGUCUCAAUGGACGCAUGUUGGAGAUCAUUCCAGGUCUUCGACACUACCAUUGCAUUCUUCACCAGACAGCUUUAAGCGCAAAAUUCUUGUCAGAAUUGCCAGCUCCCAAAAAAGCAUUCAAAAUAAUUAACGGUCUUAGAGGUGGACACAACUCACUGACACACAGGAGUUUGAAGAGAUACUUGGAAGAGAACAAGGCUCCAUACAAAGAUCUCUUGAUGUAUACUGAAGUGAGAUGGAUGUCUCGAGGAAAAGCUUUGAAGAGACUUUUUGACUUAAGGAAGGAAAUAACAUCUUUUGUUCACAGAAAAGACGUUAAGAUUAGUGAAGAAUUAAAGAAAUUGACGAGUAGUCGCAAAUUCUGGAAAGAAAUUGCUUUCUUCACAGACAUCACUGGUCGACUAAACGACUUGAAUCUGUCACUUCAGGUAUUUUUUAUUCCUCCCUUAUUUUUUGAAAUAAUAAUGGUCUUUCGUUAGCCUGAGGAAUUGAUUAAUAAUGUAUUAGCGAUUCCUGUAUAUAUAAGUGACGAAUUUUCAAAUUAUCGCAUUGAUAAUUGUUAUUAUUUCUUUAUAUUUCUAUUUUUUAAACAAAAGCCUGUUAUACGCGACUACUGUAGUCGUACAUAACAUUUUUCAUUGAGUGAAAAUUAUUAUUUAUUGGCAUUUUCAGAAAAAUUACUUAAUUUUUUGGGCUAUUUUUGACCGUAUUGUCAGUAGAAGUGAAAAAACACUGAAUCAGGCUUUGUUAAAUUUUCUAUGGUUAUAUUAUGUCAGACAUUUCAUUGAUUUUCUGUAUCGAUUUUAUUUUUAUUGUUUUUGUUGAUUUUUGGUCAGUGAAAAGCGUUUCGUUCUUAAAGGUUUAUACAAAAUAACUGAUUUCUGGCGACCUUGUAUGGUUUUCAUGCACAACUUAGUUGUUUUAUGUUGAAUAAGUGUGUAUUUACACAAAAUUAAGUUUGUUUUCUAUUUAGCAGUGCGAAGUUUAUGCAAAAUUUCAAUUGUUUGAAUUCUUUGUCCGGUCAAUUGACAAUCGACAAGAGUCGUGGGUUCACAUACCUAUGUGCACUCUGUGUGGAUGAGUAAAAUUUUAUACCUAUUGCCUAUGAACAUAUAUACAGCGAUCGUUAAAUGUUCUCUAAGUGCUUAUACACAGCUAUCUCCGAUAUCGGGCACUUUGAUAUCCGGCUGCUAGCUACUGAACACUAAGCGUUGAUGCAUUUAAUUUCUUUUUUUUUAUUAAGCACGCAGUUUGCCCAAGUAUUAUUUUUAAUUUUUAAUUUUUACAAAAUGAAACACAAACACAGUACAAAGGAAAUUCUGUCGAUCUUCAACUCAAA
This is a messenger RNA of Phlebotomus papatasi, 1967 nucleotides long. Its product is annotated as SCAN domain-containing protein 3-like. The coding region runs from base 133 to 1107 and encodes 324 amino acids. The record is from RefSeq and is a predicted model, not a curated record. Lineage: Eukaryota; Metazoa; Arthropoda; Insecta; Diptera; Psychodidae. The transcript is spliced from 2 exons.